AUGGCUGGAGUCUCAUCUGUUCUUCACAUAACUCUCUUUCUUUGUCUCAUCACAAUCUCUGCAUUCCAUCCAACAUAUUCAAAACCAAAUGGUUUCAGCCUCAAGCUCAUCCCCAGAGAGGCUCCUGAAUCUCCUUUGUACCCUGGAAACCUCACUCUACUUGAACGAAUUCAAAGAAUGAUCAAGUUCUCCGAAGCCAGAUCUCACUAUUUGGACUUAAUUUCAUCUUCAAAUUCCACCAUAGAACUUGACAAUAUAAGUCUUACUUUGCUUCGUGACAACUUCUUCUACAUGGUGCAAGUCGGCAUUGGAUCCCCAGCCACAGUUGUGUUCUUACUUUUGGAUACCGGCGGUAGCCUAAUUUGGACGCAGUGCAAACCUUGUCAAAAUUGUUACCCACAAGCAACUCCCAUUUACGAUUCAGCACAAUCGUGGAGUUAUCGAAAGCUUGCUUGCAACCACCACUUUUGUCAAGGUCCCCGGGCCCUUUACCAAUGUGUUAACGACGAAUGUGUCUACAACAUCAAUUAUGGUGGUGGGGCAUUGACUAGAGGUAUAGCUUCUAUUGAAAUAUUCACAUUUCCAUUUAACAUCACAACCACUCUACGCGUUGCUGACAUAGUCUUUUGUUGUUCGAACGACAAUCGAAACAUUCAAUUUGCGAAAAAUGGUGUCAUUUCGGGGGUGUUGGGGUUAAGCUUGAACCCUGAUUCACUAUUGUCCCAGUUGGCUGAUCAAACCCAAAGACGUUUCUCAUAUUGCUUGGUUCCUUUUACUGAAGCACAAAUGGCUCCUAGUGUGGUAAGGUUCGGGGAUGAUAUACCAGCACCACAUGGAGGUAUUAGCACAACUCCUUUUGUAACACCACCAGGAUCUCCAUUUUACAACUUAAAUCUUUUGGAUAUAAGUGUUGGAUCAGGCAAGUUAGGGUUUCCACCGGGUACCUUUGCAUAUAUAUAGUCAAAGUGGUACCCGUGGUUUCUUCAUUGAUUCAGGUGCCCUAAUCUCUCAACUUGAUCAAAAUGCCAAUGGACGUAACACGUACCGGGAGGUUAUGAGGGCAUUUCAAAACUAUUAUGAUUCUCUCCAUCUUACCAGAAUUGGUCGGGUGCCUGAAGGGUUUCAAUUAUGUUACAGCUAUACGCCGCAGUUUACUCAAUUUGCCUCUAUGACAUACCACUUUGAGGGUGCUAAUUAUGUUGUUGAUCCAAGAUAUGUGAACUUUUAUAAUCAUGAGGCAGGUCAUUUUUGCGUAGCAAUGAUGCCAGGUAAUAGGAAAUCUAUAC
Messenger RNA from Prunus avium (sweet cherry), 1286 nucleotides. The record is from RefSeq and is a predicted model, not a curated record. NCBI's taxonomy places the organism in Eukaryota, Viridiplantae, Streptophyta, Magnoliopsida, Rosales, Rosaceae.